AUGACUGAAACGAUGCUAGAUAAAGGUGUAAUUAAAAAUAACCUUACUUGCCCAAUAUGCAUGCUGUUAUUCACAAAGCCAUCUAUGCUUGAUUGUGGUCACUCAUUCUGUUCUGGUUGCAUUGUAUCCUGGCUUGAAAAGCACGAUAACUGUCCCGUUUGCAGAAGUCCAGCUGAGAAGACAAUAAUCAAUAUCUCUCUUCAGAAUGUCGUUGAGGAGCAUAGAAAAAAAUACGAAACAAUGGUUUUCAAUGAAAAGUUACCGUCACACGAUAGUUCACCCGUAUGCGAUGAGACGACUGACGAGUCUGAAAAUGAUGGAGAGACUUCUAGUACAAAAUCCAGGCGCUGCAGGUUCUCUGAUAAAGACGAUGUUGUAUAUCUGAAUGAUUCAAAUACUUCGUGCAUGGACACAUUGCGCCGUCUUUCUCCUCCACCUCUUUCUGCUCGUCCCUUAAGAAGCUCGUUAGUUCAGCCGAUCAUGCAUGAAUUGGAUAGAUCAAUGCCACUUAAUCGAUUAGACUCCGACUCAGAUUCUGUUAUGUCCGAGGAGCAUAAACCUUUUAUCCGUAAGGCCAUGCAAAGACGAUCAGCUACAUUCACUCGAACCAUAGACGACGACGAUAUCUCCGCAAAAGCAACAUUCAGUAGGACAUCAAUGUUCCGAAGGAGUAUCGGUGUCAUAAGAAGAAGCCGUUCUAAACGGAGAGCAAAUGAAACCGCACCUGCUACAAUUGAUGAGAGUGAUGUGAGAGAGAAGUCAAAGUCGUUGUGGAAGAGAUUGCUCUCCUUCCGGAAGAAGAAUGUCUUCCCCUCUAUGGGAGGUACCAAGAAAGAAGCUAAUGGAUUAGCUCCACCUUACGGGCAAGUUUGUUUGUACGACGGAACCGGAAGUCUUUUUCAAAAAAUCGAAGCUGGAGAAGAGAUCACUGUUGUGGUUUUUGGAAAAAGCGGUGUUGGAAAAACGACAUUUUUGGAUAACGUUGCCCUAUCAGUCGAGAAAUAUUUUCGUAAACAUGCACGAAUGGUUGGUUUAACUGAGCGUACUAUGUGGAGUGGAUUACAAAUCAGUACUCGAUCUCUAGCUCACAUGAUGACAAUGGCUCUCACCACCCCAACGAAAACUUAUGUUAUUGACAUCAUAGAUGCCGUUUCAUAUGUUGAAGGCUCGAGCCACACUUGGGAUUCUUUCAUACGAGCAUCUGAUGCGGCAGUUCUUUUAUAUUCCUGUACAGAUUCCCCAAGUUUAUUAAAUGUUAUGACCACUCAUAGACACAUCUCCAAACUUUUGCGUAAACCAUGUGUACUGUUGGGCAAUAACUUCUCAGAAGGAGAAAGAAUCGUUGAAAGCAUGGGACCUAAUUUAGCAAGAGAUAUGGAUGUGAAGCAUUGGGAAACGAAUCUUGCUGAGCCUGGCCCAGCAUCAAUUGAGAUUUUACUUUAUCUUGCUCGUUGUGUUCUAGAGAAGAGAUGUGAAGAUGUGAGUUUCUUCGAUACUUUACGUGUCGAGGCUGCAUGA
Auanema sp. JU1783 is the source of this 1518-nucleotide messenger RNA. NCBI's taxonomy places the organism in Eukaryota, Metazoa, Nematoda, Chromadorea, Rhabditida, Rhabditidae. The record is from the annotation of a GenBank genome assembly.